Arabidopsis thaliana (thale cress) is the source of this 1123-nucleotide messenger RNA. It is a transcript of the gene NF-YB11, whose product is annotated as nuclear factor Y, subunit B11. Gene Ontology annotation, cellular component: nucleus. Bases 81 to 908 code for a protein of 275 amino acids. The transcript has 3 exons. NCBI's taxonomy places the organism in Eukaryota, Viridiplantae, Streptophyta, Magnoliopsida, Brassicales, Brassicaceae. Gene Ontology annotation, molecular function: protein heterodimerization activity. The record is from RefSeq and is marked reviewed.
CAGCUUACUGGGCCGAUGUGUUUUGUUGUAUUAUUAACAUAAAGGCGGGAAAGACGGCGACUGAGAGAGAGGAGAGAAGAAUGGAGUCGGAGAAAGUGGUGGUGGACGAGCUGCCGCUAGCUAUUGUGCGCCGGGUGGUGAAGAAGAAGCUGUCGGAGUGUUCGCCGGAUUAUGACGUCAGUAUUCACAAGGAAGCUUUGCUCGCAUUCUCAGAGAGUGCGAGGAUCUUCAUCCACUACCUCUCCGCCACGGCAAAUGAUUUUUGUAAAGAUGCAAGAAGACAAACUAUGAAGGCUGAUGAUGUGUUUAAGGCAUUAGAAGAAAUGGAUUUUUCAGAAUUUUUGGAGCCGCUUAAAUCUUCUCUUGAAGAUUUUAAGAAGAAGAAUGCGGGGAAAAAGGCGGGUGCUGCAGCUGCUUCGUAUCCUGCUGGUGGAGCUGCUUUGAAAUCUUCAAGUGGAACUGCUUCGAAGCCCAAAGAGACGAAGAAGAGGAAACAGGAAGAACCAUCUACGCAAAAGGGUGCAAGGAAAAGCAAAAUAGAUGAGGAAACUAAGAGGAAUGACGAGGAGACUGAGAAUGACAACACGGAAGAAGAGAAUGGAAACGAUGAGGAGGAUGAGAAUGGAAACGAUGAGGAAGAUGAGAAUGACGAUGAAAAUACAGAAGAGAAUGGGAAUGAUGAGGAGAACGACGAUGAAAAUACGGAAGAGAAUGGGAAUGAUGAGGAGAACGAGAAGGAGGAUGAGGAAAACAGCAUGGAAGAGAAUGGGAAUGAGAGCGAAGAGAGCGGGAAUGAGGACCAUAGCAUGGAAGAAAAUGGGAGCGGGGUUGGUGAAGAUAAUGAGAACGAGGACGGGAGCGUAAGUGGAAGUGGUGAAGAGGUAGAGAGUGAUGAAGAAGAUGAAUGAACUCAAGGUUAUAUUUUUGCUAAGAACAUGUUUUCAGGUUUAUGUUGGAGAUUAGCUUGUAAGCUUGAAGCAGUGGUUGUGGCCAUGAGCAUGUAAUAGACUAACAUAUCUUUUUGCUCUUUGGCUCUAGUGUUACCAAAUAUGUAAGUCAAAGUUUAGAAAAUGAAGUUUUGCAACAAAAUUUUAGCUUAAUUAUUCAUUUUGAUUAAGAGAGC